Molecule: messenger RNA, 1044 nt
Organism: Leptosia nina
Lineage: Eukaryota; Metazoa; Arthropoda; Insecta; Lepidoptera; Pieridae
Source: the annotation of a GenBank genome assembly
AUGUCCUGUAAUUAUGCUGAAGGACUAUCGCCAUACAAAGACAAGGGUGUUCUUGGAGUUCCAGAGAAAUUUGACUCGUCUGAAAAACUAAAUGAGAAAUGUCUAAUUCUGGCUAAUUUGAUAAAAGAAAGUAAGCAUGUUGUAGUUCAUACUGGAGCUGGAAUAAGCACAUCUGCCGGGAUCCCUGAUUUUCGGGGUCCCAAUGGAGUGUGGACUUUGGAAAAGAAAGGAAAGAAACCAAACGUAAAUGUAUCAUUUGCUGAAGCCAAACCAACAAAAACUCAUAUGAUAUUAAAAAAAUUAAUUGAGUGUAAGAAAAUUCAAUAUGUAGUAAGCCAAAAUAUUGAUGGCUUACAUUUGAAAUCUGGUCUGCCUAGGAAGUACUUAGCUGAACUGCAUGGAAACAUGUUUGUAGAUGAGUGUAAUCUGUGUAAAAGGCAAUUUGUGCGACACACUCCUGUAGAAACAGUUGGCAAGAAAUGUAGUGGAAUACCAUGUGGCGCUGGUCAUGCAGGAGGCAGGCCAUGCCGUGGGCGGCUCCAUGAUGCUGUACUAGAUUGGGAGCAUAGCCUGCCUGAGAAUGACCUUAUAGCGGCCGAGUUACAUUCCAGUGUUGCUGAUCUUAGCAUAUGUCUGGGAACUACUUUACAAAUUGUCCCCAGUGGUAAGUUGCCAUUGGAGACUGUUAAGUAUGGAGGAAAAUUGGUCAUUUGCAACUUGCAGCCAACUAAACAUGACAACAAAGCAGAUUUAGUCAUCAAUUAUUAUGUUGAUGAGACACUAGAAAACAUUAUGAAAAUACUAAACCUAGAGAUACCCUCAUACAAUGAAGAUGACAAUUGCAUAAAACUAGCAGAACAUUCCAUAAUUGAUUGGACCAUCUCCAGGAAGGAUAUUUUGGCACUGGAAAAGAUCUACAAAGCCAAAUGUAAAGGGGUGAAGAAAAAACGCAUUUUGAUUAAGAAUAAGGAGGACAGAACUGAUAAUGCUAAGAUAAUUAAGUUAGAGGUUAAGAAUGAGAUCAAAACUGAGAUAACUUGCUAA